CUAAUUGCUUCCGUUUUUCCACCCGACAUGAAUGCAUCUAUGUAGUUGGCUUGACGCAUGGACGCAUGUCAUGGAGCCGAGGGGUGUGUCCAAGGAUUUAAAUUCCUCAGACAUGCGUACAGGCCGUUCCGUGCUGCUAGGUGCGCCAUGUUGGCUAGCUGAAUGGGGAGUGGAGUUGGGCAAGCUGCUUGAAAAAGCAAACUAGUUUUGGGACAUGAAGCACUUUCAGAUAAAUUAAAUCGACGCAGUAGGAUUUAUCUGUUUCCCUGAUUGGUUGCCAAAAUUGCGCGCCAUUUCCCCGCGAAGGGUUUCUCGGUAACCUCGAGUCCAAUGGAUCCCAGGACCACUUGGAUCCAGCCGGAGCAGAAGGGACCUGCCCAUUCCGUGUGGAUGUACAUUUGGAAAACCUCUCAGGGAGCAAAAUCUGGCAUCGACAACCACCUUCACCACCAACACAGCUUUGUAGCGCAAAAUGCAAACUCCACGGACUCGAACGGCGAAGACUGUACAAAUUUAGCGCCGUCACCGGGACUUGUGUUUGGGAAACUGCCGGAGGGGGACAGCGGAGAGAGGGGAAGUGUCCGGAGGAAGGGCUCGUUGUCUCCGUCCUCAUCCUCUCUGGACUCGGAGGUCGAAAUGAGCUCCUCACCCUCCGGCUCCUGUCUGCAGAUCGACAGUCUGAACGUUGCAGAAGAGGCCAGUCGGUUUCUGCACUACGGCGAGCACGAGUUGAACGAGAAGCAUCUGAGACAGCAGCAGCAGCAGCAUCAGCCCCCUCCGCCUUCUGCCAGUGCUCAGCAGUACCGCUGCAGCAUGCUACAGUCCGUCGGCCACUCCCCCGCGGGGCUGAAAAACCAACACGGUAACAAGCACCGCCACAAUCAGGCGCAUACACCCGGCCGCAGGAGGCAUCUGAACAGGGCCAACACUUUCCACGGCAUCAACCCGCUGCUGGCCCACGGCUGCAAUGGACACCACGGGCAUUCUUCUUGUAGCCUGUGGAAAACCAGGCGCUACAGCUCGGGCAUCAAUGGUCUUCAUGAAGAGAUAGUGGACUUUUUUAACUUCAUGUCACCGCGACCAGAGGAGGAGACCAUGAGAAGAGAUGUUGUGAACAGAAUAGAAAGUGUCAUCAAAGAUUUGUGGCCCACAGCACGGGUGGAGAUAUUUGGCAGCUUCAGCACAGGUCUUUAUCUUCCAACAAGUGAUAUUGACCUGGUGGUGUUUGGAAAGUGGGACCAUCCUCCACUCCUGGAACUGGAACAAGCCCUUAGGAAACACAAUAUGUCUGGCCCAUAUCCCAUCAAGGUCCUCGACAAAGCUACAGUGCCAAUCAUCAAACUUACUGACUAUGAAACAGAGGUGAAAGUGGACAUCAGCUUCAAUGUGGAGACGGCUGUGAAAGCAGCGCAGUUCAUCAAAAGCUACCUAAAGAAAUACACUGUUCUUCCGCCUCUGAUCUUCGUCCUGAAGCAGUUCCUACUCCAGAGGGAUCUGAAUGAAGUCUUCACCGGAGGCAUCAGCUCUUAUAGCCUUAUACUAAUGGCCAUCAGCUUCCUGCAGUUGCACCCUCGGAUCGACACACGCCGUGCCAACAUAAACUUGGGCAUCCUGCUGAUAGAGUUCUUUGAGCUGUACGGCCGCGAUUUCAACUACAUGAAAACGGGCAUCCGGGUGAAGAAUGGAGGGGCUUACCUGCUCAAAGAAGAAACACUCAAAGCCAUGGGGAGUGGAAACAGGCCAUCCAUGCUCUGCAUAGAAGACCCAGUACAGCCAGGAAAUGACGUGGGCAGGAGUUCAUAUGGCAUCCUGCAAGUCAAGCAGAUUUUUGACUUUGCCUACAUGGUGCUGAGUCAUGGUGUAUCUCCUCUCGCACGUGCCUACCCCAACAAAGAGUGUGACAGUACUUUAGGGCGAAUCAUCAAAGUCAGCCCAGAGGUGUUGGUUUACAGGGACUGGACAAUCAAGAAGUGGGGAGCUAAGCAAUAUGCCAAGCUGGAAAACCAUGAUGUAGAGAUCUGUGAGCAGGAUCUCGCCCGUCUGAUGUUGGUUUCUGUGGAGGAUCAGAGAGACGCCUCUUCCCCACUCAGUGUAGACUCCCCCUCGCCAUCUCCAGUUUUCCUUCCCAGCCCUCAACACCGUUCAUCAUCAUCCCCGGCAAGCUCACCCUCCUCCUCCUCCUCCUCUGGGAGUGACAUAGAGUCUGAUUCUCCCCUGAACAGUAAUACUGCUAUCCAGCUCCACCCCUUCCCUCUGGCCUCAGGUUACUCAGUAAUCCCAAUGGCUACUGACCUGAGGACCACACAUUCAGCAGGAAGGCCAUACACCUCAGGUCCAAAUGUCUUUUACAGAAAACCUCCCUGAUUGCCAGUUCUACCACAAGAAUCUCCCCUGCAUCGCUGUUGUGCACCGUCACACAUCAGGACAUGUCACACAGCACACUAACUCCACAAGCCCUCUACCCAGCCCCCUCCAUCAUCUCCACCACCCUCAGGUCGGAGGGCAGCAGAGCCACACUUAUUCUAUGAGAUCCAAUUCCUAUGGCUUCAUUGAACCGCACAAAUUUAGCUUCAAGCACAGCCAAGGUGGCAGCAUCCGAGGUCAAACCUACUCUGAAGGUCAUUUCAGUCCACAGCGGCGGUUUGUUCCCCAGGUUCACAACAUGGCACCGGCUUUCAGGAACCAGCAGCAGUACAACCGGAACCCCUGGCGACGCAGAAAGAGGGACAGUGGUCCUGCUCUUAACCAGAGCAGAUGAAAGAAGGCUGGAUUUGACCUCAGUCGUGUUGAAGGGCUCACUCAGCCCACUGUGAGUCUUUGUGUUUAAAAGCUGUGAAUGGUUCACGAUGCACCUGUUGUUGCUGGAGGUUCACCUUACAUUGUGCUGAAAUUCCCGAGUCAAGUCGUCUCCCAUUGUGUCUCUCGAGGUCUCCAAUAAUUAAUCACUGAAGGCAUUAUGCAGUGAUGCUACAAGGCUACUGCGGGUGAAGGAAGACGGUAAAAGGCCUAACUGUGCUCAUGUUGUUGCAUCAGUCUGAUAGUAGUUCAAGCCCUUACUGUAAAUUUGAUGCACACCAGCACACACUUUUAAGGACUUCCUGAUUCUUCUCACCAGUGUUAACUUCCCAGCAGCUAAAAACUGUGGCUGGUUGGCCAAAGAGUUUGGUCUUGUAUUGAGUUUCCAUGCAUCUUAGAGCGUCAUGUGCCAUAGUACUGAAUUGGUUUAUCAAACUUGGGAUUUCAAUGUUUUGUCUCUUACUGGGCCUUUUCCAUCAGGUUUUAGGCCCAUCUGAACUUCUGAAUGCAACUCCCUACUAGCUCCGCUCUUGAUUCAGAGCUUAUACAGCUUUUACCAUCUAGAAAUUAUACUCUGGACUGAAGCGAAGCUCUACGUUUCUACCUAUGCAGUGCAAUGUUUUUGGUGUGAGGGCACAAAAUGGACCUUGUCUGAAGUGCUUAAACUGUGAUGACUUGUUUGAAUGUACUUCUUUUUUUAUGUCAUUCUCUUUUGUUAUUGUCACUGUGGGAUAAUUUUUUUUUGUUCACAUUGGCACUUUUUUGUUUUUAUACUGUAAGCAUUGCCACCUUUUAAGUGUGGUGCAUUUAUGUGCAACAAAACUUGCUUUUAUUUAAUUUAUUUCACAUUCAUUUUUAUUGUAGUGGUUAUCCCCACUAAAAGUUCACUGAUUUUGAUUUGUAGACUGUUUUAUGACCAUACUGUGCAAUAGAUGGAUUUAAGGACCUUGAAGGAAUGUGUACAGCUUUCUAGCAGAAGGGGAAGCUAUACUAUAGCAAUGUAAGAAAUGUGCCAAAAAUCCCAUGAUGACAACAUUUUACUUGAUUUACCAUCACAUUAUGAUCAGUUGAAUGUUGUCCAAAUGUUUUCACCGCUAGUUCUCAUUUUAACCAUAUCACUCAUUGUCGUAGCAGUGUUUACUGUGCAUCAAGUCAAAAAUAGUGGGUGCUAUUUUUUUUUACCAGCAAAGUGUUUGUUUUCUGCCUUAUAUCUCCUUCAAUUCUGUUAAAGCUACAGGCUAACUGCCUUCUUAAAUGACAGAAGUUGCCCUUUUCCCUGUACAUAGCCAGCUUUCUGUGUUUGCACUACCAAGGUUACUUGGCUUUUUUACAAACAGCUUCUAGGUGUAGGCUCCAGUAGCAGACUCCUAUUGCAGUCAAUGAUUACCAUUAACAUCAUGUCUCUUACUGAUCCAAAGGUGGCAAUUAUAAGUUGUAUAAGAGGUCAUUGCAUUUCUGACAUUUUCCUCUCCUUAUUUAAAGUCAUAUUAUAAAAACAAGAUGCAUAAAUUACAAUAUUCAUUGCCACCUAUUACAGGACCUGAGCUUGGGGUGUCGCAGACUGACCUUUACACGAGUUUUGGUAGAGCCAUUAACAAAAGUAAAUUUGGUGAAGUCGUGUUUCAAAAGCCUGUGAUUAUUGGAACACCCUGUGUACCAAUGGACUCAACACAAUACUGUUAGCAUUGUCCCCUUGUGUUCUGUGCUGCUUUACAUUUGGCUCAUCUAGAGGAUAAUGGAUAUAUUGUCAUAUCUGUUCUGCCACAAACCAAGUCCCCAGCUAAUAUCUGUGUACCGUAAGAUUGGCUCUGAUGUUUGACUGACGUGUAGAUGUAGACCUUGUUUUUUUA
Messenger RNA from Monopterus albus (swamp eel), 4646 nucleotides. RefSeq names its product non-canonical poly(A) RNA polymerase PAPD7-like. Gene Ontology annotation, molecular function: mRNA binding; poly(A) RNA polymerase activity. Gene Ontology annotation, biological process: polyadenylation-dependent ncRNA catabolic process; RNA 3'-end processing. Gene Ontology annotation, cellular component: nucleolus; TRAMP complex. The transcript has 12 exons. Bases 331 to 2364 code for a protein of 677 amino acids. NCBI's taxonomy places the organism in Eukaryota, Metazoa, Chordata, Actinopteri, Synbranchiformes, Synbranchidae. The record is from RefSeq and is a predicted model, not a curated record.